This is a messenger RNA of Closterium sp. NIES-65, 5070 nucleotides long. The record is from the annotation of a GenBank genome assembly. NCBI's taxonomy places the organism in Eukaryota, Viridiplantae, Streptophyta, Zygnematophyceae, Desmidiales, Closteriaceae.
AUGUCACCAUCACCAUCACGAUCACCCUCACAUCACCCCCCUCCACAUCACCAUCACCCCCCUCCACAUCACCAUCACCCUCACAUCACCCCCCUCCACAUCACCAUCACCCUCACAUCACCCCCCUCCACAUCACCAUCACCCUCACAUCACCCCCCUCCACAUCACCAUCACCCUCACAUCACCCCCCUCCACAUCACCAUCACCCUCACAUCACCCGCACUCCCACAUCAUCAUCCCCACCACCAGGUGAUCUAUUACUUUGACAGCAGUUGCAACCCCACAGCACACGGCUCUCUCCCGCUACCCUCGCCUGGAUACAUCCCCUGCGACAUGACGUGCCCUGCCGACAUGACGUGCCCUGCUGGUUCCUACCUGGACGGGGACAAGUGUCGCAAGUGCAAGCCCGGCACGUACAGCAUGGGGGGAGGGAUCCGUUUCGAUGCUUUCUAUGAGCUUGAUGACCGGUUGUUCCAGACGGACUGCACCCACUCCAACUCCUCCGGUUCAUUCAAGUGCGACGGGUGGUAUGCAGCAGGCGGCCAGCUCAAAGCCGGCCCGUGGUAUGCAGCAGACGGCCAGUUCAAAGCCGGCCCGUACGACCCACCCAAUGAAUGGACGACUGCUCCCAGGGGUCGUACAACUGCCACAGCAACGCGCUCCCUACCGUCUCUCACCUCCCUCUCUUACCUCUCACCUUCUUCGUGUCACCUCCUUCUCUCCAUCUGUGCUGUGCAGGACGACUGCUCCCUGGGAUCCUACAACUGCCACAACAACCUGCGUGCGUCGCUGCGCAUGCAAGUGGAGCUCAUCACAUCGGGCUACAUCCGGUACAAGUUCACAGUGAGCACGGAGCACAAGUUUGACGGGCUGCUCUUCUUCCUCGACUCCUCGCCAGAGCCUUUGAUGGGGCUCGAAUCCAACCAGUUCGACCCAAUGGAGGUGCAGAUAAUGCUGGAGCCGGGCAUUCACACGCUGGAGUGGGUUUACUACAAGGACUCCAAGUUCACCAAGGGGAGGGACUCCGCUGCCCUGCAUCUGAUAGAGGUGGGAGGCAUUGAUUACACGGACCGGCAGUGCUUCCCAUGCCAGGCAGGCUUCUACAGUGCUGCUGCUGCUACUGCUGCUGCUGCUGCUGCUGCUGCUGCUGCUGCUGCUGCUGCUGCUGCUGCUGCUGCUGCUGCUGCUGCUGCUGCUGCUGCUGCUGCUGCUGCUGCUGCUGCUGCUGCUGCUGCUGCUGCUGCUGCUGCUGCUGCUGCUGCUGCUGCUGCUGCUGCUGCUGCUGCUGCUGCUGCUGCUGCUGCUGCUGCUGCUGCUGCUGUUCUUGGUUUGGCCAGCAUUCUGGGUGAUUAUUAUGCCAGCCCCACACUCUCUGCUGGUGAUUAUGCGCGCAUUGCACUUGCACCAUCCACGUGUACUAUGUACCGCCGCAGGGAGGGCUGGCCAGAGUGCAAGCCAUGCAGUGCUGAAGAGUACGCGCAGUCGCCUCCUCGAGCCAACUGCUCUGCCAGGCCUCGUACCUCCUCUCCUCUAUCUCGCUCCCUCUGCUCUCUCCCCAUCCCUCCCUCCCUUUCCCCUCUGCCACUAAGCCUGCUGCUGCCUGUCUCUCCACCUCCUUUUCCCUGCCUCCUCGACAAUUCUCCAGCUUGCAACGUGACAACCGAUGCCGCCCCUACCUACGGCAACUGUAGCGCAGUGGACAACCAGAGAAUCAAGACCUGGGCAUGGCUCACUCCCCACAUCUGUGCGCCCCUCUCAGAGGACGAGGACCUUCCUGCUGACACGCACGAGCCGUGCCGUGAGUGCCAUGGUGGUGGUGGUGAUGCCGUGUGGAUAGAUGGAUGGAGUAGGAAUUGCCAUAAGUCCCCCUGCCCCUCGGGUCAAUACGCUGUGGAGGACAGCACCACGCGCACCAGACUCGCCAUGCCCUUCGGGUCAAUACGCUGUGGAGGACAGCACCACGCGCACCAGACUGUGCCUCAUGUGACAGCAACCCAUGCACCAGACUUUGGCACUUGUCUUGUGUGCUCUCUUCUCUUUCCCUUCCCCCCGAACCACAGCGCCAUGCCCUUCGGGUCAAUACUCUGUGGAGGACAGCACCACGCGCACCCGACUCUGCCACUUCUGCCCACCGGGUCUGGCACGCAACGCCACCACCUCCACAGCAAGCAAACUGGCCUGGCACGAAACGCCUCUGUGUCUAAAACAGACAAGGCGUGCCGCAAGUGCCCUCCGGGAGAGGUGGCGGUGAAGGCCCUCACCAUGGAUCACUUUGAGCUGCACCGGGGGAAGCUUCCUGACGGUUUCGUGACCGGGUGCAGCGGGGACUGUGGUUCUCUGGGGUGGAGAGUGGUGAACGGGAAGCUGGACUCUGGCAGCAACCACGGCAAGAGUGCCUCUGUGUGGCUGUCCUAUGACGUCAGCAUGGCAGUGGACGGGCACGUCACAUUCGCCUAUGAUGUGGACAUUCCUCGGGGGGACCUGCAAAGGGGGCUCUUCUUUUAUGUGGAUGACCAGCUUGUGCUGAACAUUGAGGUGGAGAGCAGCAGUUUCUCACUGCAGCGUCCACCAGUCAGUCACUGCCACUUUGACCUGCGGAGAGGGCUCUUCUUCUAUGUGGACGACCCGCUGGUGCUCAACAUUGAGGACGACCCGGGUGCUGACUCAGCAGCGCCAGCCGGCCCGACAACCAGCGACACGUGGCCGCUGCCAGCUGGCAACCACAGCCUGAUGUGGAUCUGGGUCACGCUCAACGCUGACAAGGCGAUCGCCAGGCGGGAUUCCGCGGAGAUCCUGGACAUCACCGUGUGGGGCAGCACUGUGGGGGGUGCGCCUGCCUGUGUGCCCAUUCCCCCCGGCACUGCCCCGGAUGCUGCCACCCUUACCUGGAAGGCCUGUCCGCCUGCGGAAAUCCUGGACAUCACCGUGUGGGGCAGCACUGUGGGUGGCGCGCCUGCCUGUGUGCCCAUCCCUCCCGGCUCUGCCCCGGAUGCUGCCACCCUCACCUGGAAGCCCUGUCCCCCUGGUACGCUCCUCCUAUCUCUCCUCCUCUCCUCUCCUCUCCCCCAGCAAGCACAGCACUGCCCCUGCCUCAACCCCAUCACCCUCACUUGGAAGCCCUGUCCCCCUGGUACGUCCUCCACGGUGGGGGGUGCUCCCGCCUGUUUGCCCAUCCCUCUGCUGGGGAUCCUCGAUAUCAUCGUGUGGGGCAGCACUGGGGGGGGCGCGCCUGCCUGUGUGCCCAUUGCCCCCAACGCAGCUCCGAUGCCACCUCCCUCACCUGGAAGCCCUGCCGCCCUGGGCACACACUCCUCCUGCCUCCCCUGCGGCCCUGGCACCUCGUCUCUCCCAGGCAGCACUGCUUGCACUGUUGGUGACAUCACUGUUCCCUCCUCCUUCUGCACCUUCCAAGUAGUUUCUGAUCUGAACCCCCCCAGCAGCAGCAGCACAAGUGAAGCUAAUGCUAACACCGCCACCAACACUACCGCCACCACCAGCACCCCCUCCCCCUCCAUUCCAUCCGCCUCCUCUCCAAUCGUCUACGAUCUCUCCCCGCUCUCCCGCGUCCAUCCUGGCCGCAUGUUUGGGCCGAUCUUUGAGGAUCCAACGGCUGCGGAUCGCCAGCACGGGCCCCUGUAUUUUGUGUGUGUGUGUGCUGCCCCUGCAGGCAACACAGAGAGGGGGGAGAGAGAAGGGAAGAGCACAGAAGUAGGGCAGGGUGCGGAGGGAGGGGGUGGUGGGGAGGGGAAGGAGGGGAAGAAGGAGAAGGGAAGGGCGAUGGAGUGUACAGAUGCAGAAGGCAAGCCGAUAGCGACCAUGGCAUGUCGGGUGAAUCCUCAGGUGAUGCUGGACGAGCAGCACAGAGGAUCCCACAGCCUAGGCGACCGUGUCUCCCUCUUCCCCCUCUCCCCCCUCUCGCACCCCCCAAACGCCACCGACCCCCUUCCCCACCGUCCCGACCCCAUCCUUGCGCGGAGGGGGUUGGUGAUGGUGCUGGAAGGGGAGAGAUGCCCUUUCUCCGUGCAGGGGGGAGGGGGGGAGGGGAGCAGGUGGGGGAUGGGGGAAGAUGCGGAGAAGGGGAAGGGGAAGGGGAAGGGGAAGGGGGAAGGCGGGGAGAAGUAUGGACGGCUUACGAUCACUUUCAUUUGUGACCCUAAUGCAGGCAUCGGCCACCCCUCCCCCUGGACAGGAGAAGGCAGGCAGGCAGCAUUCAACGCGUCCCUGCCCUUCCCCGCGUGGACCAAGCGGGGGGGCGACUCAGUCCCCGUCACGCAGGGGGGAGACGGGGUGGUGCCGGGGUGUGCAUAUGAGCUGGCAUGGUACAGUGCGUAUGCGUGCCCUCUGUGCUCUGAGGGGGAUGUGGAAGAGGUUCCAGUGGCAGACUGCCAUAACAACAAGCGAUCCACGUUCAAGUACCGGCAUCCAAGGGUGAGUGUGGGUUUGUGUGGGGGAGGCGAUGGGAUGGUGCCGGGGUGUGCGUAUGAGCUGGCGUGGUACAGUGCAUAUGCUUGCCCUCUGUGCUCUGAAGAAGACGUGGAGGAGGUGCCAGUGGCAGACUGCCACAACAACAAGCGAUCCACGUUCAAGUACCGGCAUCCAAGGGUGUGUCAGCCCAACGCCCAGGCGCCUCUUCCUCCCGACCAGCUAUGCUCCCCAUGCACUGCAGACGACUACAGUAGCUUCGAGCAAAGCUGCACCGACAGCGCGGGCAACCACAACGUCUCCUACUCUUGGAACCUGCCCAAAAACUGCAGCGAGAACCUGCCCGGAGCAGCGAAACUGCCUGAAAAUAUCAUUGUUGGAGAGUGCCUGUUCCAGGUUCGUUACAUCCCGGCGAAAUACCUCGCUCCGAAAUACAUAAUCAUCACAGCGGCUGGAGCUAUUAUAAUUGUGAUGCUGGCGGUGAUGUCGGUGGUAACCUGGUUACGCAGCAGGAGAGUGUAUUCUAUGUACUCCCAGCUGGUAGCAGAGGAAGUGCAGCUUGAGGCGGAACUGGCAGCCAUGGCAGAGGAGGCAGACCAGGAGAGAGAAGAUAUGCUUUUCAACAGAGACCGUAGUUACUCAUCAUAA